AUGGACCCCGUCAUUAUAACGCCGGACGAUGUAGCUGAGGCGGUCCGAAGGGCCCCGAACUGGAAAAGUCCGGGGCUCGACGGGCUGCAUCACUACUGGCUGAAGGGGUUCGUGGUGUGUCACGCUUUGCUCGCCCGACAAUUUCAAGAGGCUCUCGACCAAAAGUCGCUCCCGAGCCUCUUCACUACUGGGAUCACUCAUUUGGUUCCUAAAGACCGGGAUACCAUAGACCCGAGCAAAUACCGCCCCAUCACGUGUCUACCCACGAUAUAUAAGACACUAACAUCCAUUUUGAGCGCGAGAAUCACUCGUCACCUGAACUCAAAUCAGGUGAUGUCGCGCGCUCAAAAUGGAUGUCGGGGCGGUGGUCGUGGAACCAAGGAACCACUCCUCAUUGACGCGGUCAUUGGCAAAGUGGUUAAACGCAACCGUCGGAACCUAUCCGCCGCCUGGAUAGACUACAAAAAGGCAUUCGACUCGGUGCCUCAUACAUGGCUGGAGAGGGUCCUCGAGCUGUACAAGGUUGACUGUACAGUUAGAGACUUCCUUGGGCAGUGUAUGGGGCAGUGGAGUACGAUCCUUUGUCAUCUAGGCGAGCGGAUGACGGCUGCGGAGAACCACAUAAGGAUAAGAAGGGGUAUCUUCCAGGGCGAUUGUCUGAGUCCAAUCUGGUUCUGCCUCUCUCAGAACCCUCUCAGUACCUUACUGGAGGGCUCCGGGAGGGGAUUUCAGCUUCGGAGGGGAGGUACAAAAGUGACCCACCUUUUCUAUAUGGAUGAUCUCAAGUUAUUCGCCUCCAGUCGCUCUCAUCUUAUGGAAUUGCUAAACAUCACUUGUAAUUUUAGCAAUUCUAUUAGAAUGGAGCUGGGGACGGAUAAGUGUGCGGUCCUCCAUGUUGAAAGGGGAAGGGUUGCUAACUCUGAGGGCAUAGAUUUAUCUAUGCCCAUCAACAUAACGACCCUUUCCGAGGCUGAAACAUACCGAUACCUGGGUAUGUCACAGAACAUCGGUGUAGAUGAGGCGGGUAUGAAACAGUCAGUUUGCGAUGUGUUUUAUGCACGCUUGACCAAAGUGCUUAACAGCCUUUUGUCCGGUGUGAAUAAGACGCACGCAUAUAACGGUUGGGUCAUGCCUGUUCUCAUGUAUACCUUUGGCAUACUUAGGUGGACUCAGACCGAACUAAACGCUCUGGACAGAAAAGUCCGCACUAUAAUGACGUCCCACAGGGUGCAUCAUCCGAGAUCGUCAGUAAUGAGGCUGUACUUGCCGCGGAAGCAUGGCGGGCGCGGCUUUUUAAGCGCGCUUACCAUGCAUAAUCGCGAAGUGUGCAGCCUCCGGCUUCGGGCAUAUCGAAGAAAAACAGGACAUCGUUUGAAUGCUCGUCUAAUGGAUCUGAGACUGAAGAGAUGCCGCGCUUUGUUGAAGCGGUACGCGGGAAAAAAAUAUCGGGAAAUUCUUUUUUCGGAUGAAAAAAUUUUUUCCGUAGAAGAGAGCUACAACAAACAAAAUGAUAAGGUAGCGAAGAGCACACAAGACUGGCUGGCGGCGCGUGAAAUCGACAUCAUCCGGCGCGAAGACUGGCCCUCCUCCAGUCCAGAUUUGAAUCCGUUAGAUUACAAGAUAUGGCAACACUUGGAGGAAAAGGCGUGCUCAAAGCCUCAUCCCAAUUUGGAGUCACUCAAGACAUCCUUGAUUAAGGCAGCCGCCGAUAUUGACAUGGACUUCGUUCGUGCUGCGAUAGACGACUGGCCGUGCAGAUUGAAGGCCUGUAUUCAAAAUCACGGAGGUCAUUUUGAAUAA
This is a messenger RNA of Parnassius mnemosyne (clouded apollo), 1800 nucleotides long. The record is from the annotation of a GenBank genome assembly. NCBI's taxonomy places the organism in Eukaryota, Metazoa, Arthropoda, Insecta, Lepidoptera, Papilionidae.